This is a messenger RNA of Motacilla alba alba, 1754 nucleotides long. RefSeq names its product katanin catalytic subunit A1 like 1 (gene KATNAL1). NCBI's taxonomy places the organism in Eukaryota, Metazoa, Chordata, Aves, Passeriformes, Motacillidae. Gene Ontology annotation, molecular function: ATP binding; ATP hydrolysis activity; microtubule binding. Gene Ontology annotation, cellular component: microtubule cytoskeleton; microtubule. The record is from RefSeq and is a predicted model, not a curated record. The transcript has 11 exons. Bases 91 to 1560 code for a protein of 489 amino acids. Gene Ontology annotation, biological process: microtubule severing.
CUCUGACAGAGCCGCAGCGCUGCGCCCCCUCCCCGCGCCGCUCCCGCCCGCGGACACGCACCCCCGGCUCUCCCAGAUUUCUGAGUGAAGAUGAAUUUAGCAGAGAUUUGUGAUAAUGCCAAAAAAGGAAGAGAAUAUGCACUCCUUGGGAAUUAUGACUCUUCUAUGGUAUAUUACCAGGGUGUCAUCCAGCAAAUCCAGAGACAUUGCCAGUCGAUCAGAGAUCCAGCAAUUAAGGGCAAAUGGCAACAGGUCCGACAAGAAUUAGUUGAAGAAUAUGAACAAGUUAAGAGCAUUGUCAACACUUUAGAGAGUUUUAAAAUGGACAGGCCUCCAGAUAUCUCUGUAUCCUGUCAAGAUGAGCCGUUCAGAGAUCCAGCUGUUUGGCCUCCUCCUGUUCCAGCAGAACACAGGGCUCCACCUCAGAUAAAACGUCCCAACCGAGAUGGAAAAUCUUUGAAGAAAGACUCCCCAGGACUGCAGCCCCGCGGGCCUGCGGGCAGAGCACACGUGGUGUCCAAGGGGGAGAAAUCUUCCUGCAGCCGAGAAAGGGAAUCCAGAGCCAGAGGAAGGGAUGACAAGGGAAAGAAAAUACCCCAGGAAUUUGGCGAUGGGGAAAUUCCAAAAUUUGAUGGAGCAGGUUAUGACAAAGACCUGAUCGAAGCUCUUGAAAGAGACAUUGUGUCAAGGAAUCCAAGCAUUCAUUGGGAUGACAUAGCAGAUUUGGAAGAAGCCAAGAAAUUAUUAAGAGAAGCUGUUGUUCUUCCAAUGUGGAUGCCUGAUUUUUUCAAAGGGAUCAGAAGACCUUGGAAGGGUGUGCUGAUGGUUGGUCCUCCUGGCACUGGCAAAACAAUGCUAGCAAAAGCUGUUGCUACAGAAUGUGGGACAACAUUCUUCAACGUGUCUUCCUCUACAUUGACGUCUAAAUACAGAGGCGAGUCUGAGAAGCUGGUCCGCCUCUUGUUUGAAAUGGCACGGUUUUAUGCGCCAACAACAAUCUUCAUUGACGAGAUAGAUUCCAUCUGCAGCCGCAGAGGCACGUCUGACGAACACGAGGCCAGUCGCAGAGUCAAGUCAGAGCUGCUUGUGCAAAUGGAUGGGGUAGGUGGUGCUCUGGAGAAUGAUGAUCCUUCCAAGAUGGUUAUGGUAUUAUCUGCUACAAAUUUUCCCUGGGACAUUGACGAAGCUCUCCGACGGAGACUGGAGAAGAGGAUUUAUAUACCUUUGCCCACAGCAAAAGGCAGAGCAGAACUACUGAAGAUUAAUCUUCGGGAAGUAGAACUAGAUCCUGAUAUCAGCCUUGAAGAAAUUGCUGAGAAGAUUGAAGGUUAUUCUGGUGCUGACAUCACUAAUGUUUGCAGGGAUGCAUCUUUAAUGGCAAUGAGAAGACGUAUUAAUGGCUUAACUCCAGAAGAGAUUCGUGCACUUUCUAAAGAAGAGCUUCAGAUGCCGGUUACCAAGGGGGACUUUGAGCUGGCUCUGAAGAAAAUCUCCAAAUCUGUUUCUGCUGCAGACCUGGAGAAGUAUGAAAAAUGGAUGGCGGAGUUUGGAUCUGCUUAAUCUCAGUGACAGCUUUCCUUCGGUGGAGUUUUAUGGUUUUUGUUGUUCUCACUUUCAAAAUGAGUUAGAAACCUUUUUAAAGGUUUAAUAAAAGGUCUGCCUCUACCCUCAUCUCACCCCUUUCUGCUGACAGGAUCUUUUAAGUUGUUUGCCUUUAAAGGGAAUGAGCACAAUAAUGAGCUGAUAUUGUAAAA